Linum tenue is the source of this 3634-nucleotide messenger RNA. Lineage: Eukaryota; Viridiplantae; Streptophyta; Magnoliopsida; Malpighiales; Linaceae. The record is from the annotation of a GenBank genome assembly.
GCAGUAGUUGCACAGCCCACCGCGCGGUGUAUGAAUCAUAACGCAUUGCUUUUUGCUGCGCUAGCAAAACACAAACUGCGAAGUCGAAGCACCUUUUCCGCGCAAGCCAAAAUCCUUUCUUCUUCCAGACCCUAGAGCUAGAUUGAGCCGACGUAGUACGGGUGGGUUACCACGGUGCAAUACAGAGACCGGCGAAAUGAGCGUGAUCGACAUCCUAACGCGAGUCGAUGCGAUCUGCAACAAGUACGACAAAUACGACGUCGAGAAGCAGAAGAAUCUCAAUGUCUCCGGCUCCGGGGACGACGCGUUCGCUCGCGGUUACGCCGCCGUUGACGCCGAAAUCGAAGCCGCUCUUGAGAAAGCGGAGCUUGCUUCCAAGGAGAAAAGCAAGGCGUCCACUGUAGCUCUCAAUGCCGAGCUCCGUCGGACCAAGGCGAAAUUGCUCGAGGAGGUUCCAAAGUUGCAGAGGCUUGCAAUAAAGAAGGUAAAAGGCCUUUCGACAGAAGACUUUGCAGCCCGCAAUGACUUGGUGCUUGCAUUGCCAGAUAGAAUCCAAGCUAUUCCAGACGGUUCUGCAGCUGCAGCAAAACAACCUGGAGGUUGGGGGCCCUCAGCUUCCCACACAGAAAUCAAAUUUGAUUCAGAUGGUCGGUUUGAUGAUGAAUACUUUCAAGAAUCUGAGCAGUCAAAUCAGUUUAGGCAGGAGCAUGAAACACGUAAGAGGAGGCAGGAUCAAGGUCUGGAGAUGAUUUCAGAAGGUUUGGAUACUUUGAAAAACAUGGCUCAUGACAUGAAUGAGGAACUGGACAGGCAAGUUCCUCUGGCUGAUGAAAUCGAUUCCAAGGUGGACAAGGCAGCUUCUGACCUUAAGAACACCAAUAUUAGACUUAAGCACACUGUUACUCAGUUGAGAUCCAGCAGGAAUUUCUGCAUCGAUAUUGUUUUGUUGAUCAUAAUCUUGGGCAUCGCUGCUUAUUUGUACAAUGUACUGAAGAAAUGAAACAAAGGGGUACUGUUGAUGGACUUAUCUCACGUUGUGAUAUGUUUGGCUUUCCUUUGCACUGUAAUGUACCUCAAUGACUCCGCUUGCUUGCCUUCCGUGUUUGGCUUGUCAAUCCUGUUUAUGAGUUUUCUGGCGCCAACUUGAAUGUACCUUUCUUGUGUAAAGAUCUCAGAAGUCAGUCAUAUAUGUAUUCAGUUAUCUUCUUUCCUGUUUGUCGAGCAGUAAAUUAUUUUGUGAUCUAAUUUUCCCAUAUUAUCUCUAACUUACGUCUAGUUUAAGUGAAAUGGUCUAGAAGCAGAAGCAGAAAAGCGCGAGUUCUAGAAGAGACAUAUCUUAUUAUAUGUCUCGGUGGCAGUUGAGGGUCACUAAGUUGAAUAUGAUUUCCUUAUUAGAUCACUGGGUUGAGGAUUCCUGCAUCUAGAGGUACAAUAUUUCUGACUUUGUAGUAAACCAGUGAGUGUAAUCUCAUGCCAAGCAAUCUGUACAAAAAGUAUAACUGGAGUACAUGGCAUAAAGUAUAUAACAUUUUCUUUUGAAACGAUUCUAGUGAUUCUUCAUAUGUCUCGGUUAUAUUUAGACCCUUCUCCAGCUGAGGCCACUCAUGUUGACGUUGUGAUGAAUUCAUUCCUUCUGACUGAUGAGGUCUGUAAGGAUUACUGUUCAAAUUGAUCCUAGGAAAUGCGCUGUAUAUUAUUGCCUGAUAAGAUCAACCGCAUAUUUUAUUUGCCUUUUGGAUAUUUACCAUAUCUGUGUGGGCUGUAAAAGUAUUAGAGAUAUGGUUGCUCCUCCCAGAAAAUUCUACUGUUACAAAAUUUGUAGAAAUUCUAGGACCUGACUUUUCUGCGUAGUAGUUGCUAAUGAUCUUCUGGAACAACUCUCAACAUAAAAGAGUUUUCCUUUUGUACUCGAUGAAACCUGAUUACUACAAAUUAUGUACCUUUUAUCAUGGUGGGUCCUUCUCUGGUGUCUAGUUGGUUGCUCUGAAACUUAAAGUUACGAAGCUAUUCAUAUUCUGCCUAAUGGGUUUGCUGUAGAGCACCAUCAUUAGUGUUCUAAAACUGAUCGUCUCCACAAAAGUUGAUAUCGAAGGUAUCCUCACAUAUAGAUAUCAUCGUAUCUUCGUCGAAAUCUCCAUUUUUAGGCUUCUUGCCUAGGUAAAAACUAGAAUCCUGCUGCUGAUGUUCUCUUCCAACAUCUUUGCGCUUCAGUGGGUUAAAGAAGUUAUCUAGCGAAGUAACUGAUGAGAAUUGCAGGUUCUUAUCAUCCGAAGAAUCUUCCUCAUAACCUGAAAUGCUUGACUUCUCACUGCCUUGAAAGUUUAUGCUGGAUGCUGGUUGUUUAGUGGUGCAGGAGGAAAAAUCUUGAGAUGCAAAUAUGUAAGGCAGCAUUGGGCACUCCUUGUAGAGUGGAGACCACAGUAUCAGGCAGCCUAUAUUCAUACAUGAUCCAGUCAGUCUUAAUUCCCUUAGGAGGGCGGCCUUUGUAGAAGACAAGAGCCUUCUUGACACCGACGCUUGACAUUGCAGUUGAGGUAAGAAUGGGCUUGUCUGUCCCGGUUGCCUUCCAAUAGCCUGAAGCUGCUGCCCUGUUGGGGCGGGCUCCGUUUGGGUACUUCCUGUCCCUGGGUGUGAAGAAGUACCAUUCGUCCUCUCCAAAGAGCGCCUUGCCUGAUUGUUGCAUACACGGAAAGUUAGGAAGUAGGAAGCAGAAAAGGAAAUGGAGAAGUGGGGAAUUGGCAUUCCUUUCAUAGCAGUAAGGAGGGAGGGAGGGAGUAAUAAUAAUAGCAAUACGUACUUGGUAGGUCCCAUGGGUCGUACUUGUAGAGGUCGAUCUCGGCAACAAUGGAAGCUGGUAGAGGAGCUGAUCGAAUUCUGUUGUUCAAGUACUGAACUAUGAGUUCUUCAUCGGUUGGGUAGAAUCGAAAGCCCGGGGGUAGAUGGAUGUCUGACCCGGAUUUGGUUUCCAUUAUGGGAGGGAGGUUAGAAUAGAAACAGGGUGUUUCUGUUGAGGUUUAGAAAAUGGUGGAAGGAAGGGUUUGGACUUUGGAGGGAGUUGUGUUGGAGUGAAGGUGUAUAAUAUUUAUACAAGGCGUUGGUCUCCUUCCUUGUGCCGGCACGAAAAUGGAAAAAGAAAGAGUUGUACUUGUUCUUUUUAUGAAUUGGUCCAGGGGAGGAAGGGAAGCAGAGUGGGAAGGUUUGUGGCAUUGGAAGUGACUCAAUGUUGUGGCCUAACGACAGGGUGGAUGUGGUUAGUGCGGCUCAGCCAGCCAGCCCCCUUGGGAACAAGUACAAGACAAGACGGGGGCUUGAGGAGUUGAGGUGAGCUGUUUUGUUUUCUGCGCCAUAUUAUAUUAUAUAUGCCACUAGGGUUUCCCAUCAUUUUAUUUAUCUUUUUCCCACUAUCCUAUCCUAUCCUAGUCUAGUUUAAGAUAGAAUUGAACUUAGGGGUUGUUACUGAAUACUAGUUUAGUUUAGGUCUCCCUCCCAAUCCCAUGCAUUCCGUUUAAUCACACAAUGCCUGGAUCAGGCAUCAAUUGUGGUUAAGCUCAUCUCUAGUUUUCUAUACUCGCAUGGUUGUUUGAUUUUUAACCACGUUUUAAAAUAGCAAGUCGGUUUAACCCAUCCCAUGCCC